GACGUCUCGACUUUUCUGCUACUGCUGCAUAACGGCCCAAUUACAACACCGAUUCUUACGGCCGGAGAUCCUAAUCGAUCCCGACAACCAACCCAACACUCGCUGACACAAAAUACCCUUUACAAUGGCUACUGCCGCUGCUGCUUCUGGGCCCGACGCCGCCCAGAUGCCAUUUAUCAAGAACCUUGCGUCCAGCGAGCGCAAAGUCCGCGAAGCAUCCCUCAGCUCCAUCCAAAACUUCCUCGCCUCCCGCUCCUCCAUCACCGACGAAGACGCCCGCAAGCUCUGGACCGGCCUCUACUACGCACACUGGAUGACGGACCGUCCUCGCCCGCAGCAAACCCUUGCCAACGACCUCGCUGAGCUUCUGUUUGUCCUUAAGAACGCCGACUGCGCCGCGCCGUGGCAGCGUGCCUUUUGGUACGUCCUCGGCGGACAGUGGACGUCCAUUGAGGCUCUGCGUCUCGACAAGUUCCUGUUGCUUGUCCGUCGUGUCUUUGCCGCACAGCUGCGCUACGCAAAGGAGCACAAGUACAAGGGAAGCGCGUGCAAGCGGGUUGUCCUCGACACUAUGCGCGAGUUCUGCUUUGACGGCGAGGGCGGCGCCUCAGGCUUGGGUGUCCUGGCGCUCGGUCUGCGCCUGCACUUGUUGGAUCUGUGGGUGGACGAACUGGAGAAGCUCGAGAUUCUUAGCGACGAUAGCGACGAUGCCAAGAAGUUUGUCAAGGAUAUUGGCAAGAUGGUCGACGGCUUGCGCCAUUCGCCUGUGAAGCCGGUCAAGCAGCGCGCCAACGAGAGCUAUGCGGACGAGCGACUACCUUGGGCAGACAAGGAUGAAGAGAUGGACGAUGACGAAGAAGAGGAUGAGGGAGCCGAGGAUGACGGCGAGUGGGGUGGCAUUGACGAUUAAAGAGACUGGAUGGGAGCAUUAUUUGUGCAUUGGCUGAUCUACACCAUGGCGUUUUUGGGGAGUUUCUUUUUUUUAUGGAUCUGGCAAAAGUUGUAUGCUUCUUGUUGACAUUUACAGUUUUAUUAGAUAUUCAAUACGAGAGCCAUAACCCUCUA
Messenger RNA from [Torrubiella] hemipterigena, 1065 nucleotides. NCBI's taxonomy places the organism in Eukaryota, Fungi, Ascomycota, Sordariomycetes, Hypocreales, Clavicipitaceae. The record is from the annotation of a GenBank genome assembly.